Messenger RNA from Mandrillus leucophaeus (drill), 514 nucleotides. Its product is annotated as solute carrier family 35 member E2-like. The annotation marks the transcript as partial. The record is from RefSeq and is a predicted model, not a curated record. NCBI's taxonomy places the organism in Eukaryota, Metazoa, Chordata, Mammalia, Primates, Cercopithecidae. The transcript has a single exon.
GCGUCUGCUUCUGCGCUUUGCCUGGGAGAGGCCCUGGUGGCCUCGUUCCUGGCGCCCGGAGUCCCUGCUGCGGCCCCACCCCCAGGCGGUCCCGGUGACCCAUGCUGCCCAGCCUGGAGGUAAAGUCGUUCCUGGCGGUGGCUUCGGCAUGUCGUCCUCGGUGAAAACCCCGGCGCUGGAAGAGCUCGCUCCUGACUCUGAGGAGAAGCCUAAAGGCAAGUCACCUCUCAGCUGGGGCUCUCUGUUUGGUCACCGAAGUGAGAAGAUUGUUUUUGCCAAGAGCGACAGUGGCGUGGAUGAGAACGUCCUGACCGUCACCAUCACGGAGACCACGGUCAUCGAGUCAGACUUGGGUGUGUGGAGCUCACGGGCGCUGCUCUACCUCACGCUGUGGUUCUUCUUCAGUUUCUGCACGCUCUUCCUCAACAAGUACAUCCUGUCCCUGCUGGGAGGCGAGCCCAGCAUGCUAGGUAGGCGGCAGCUCGCGCGGGGUGGAGACCAGCUGCCCGGGAGG